AGCUUUGUGUGUUUCUAUUGGCGGGAGAUACUGUUUGGUAUGGGGUCUUGUCUUAAUGAUAAGAGUGAUUAUUAGUGAAUUUGUAUUCGCUUCUUAAUAGGCAUGGCUGAAAGCAGCGCUGUUUCCUGUAUUAGUGUGGACGUCCGCUCCCUCCGCAGUGCCGCUCAGGAGCCGCUGCACUUACUGCCCUGUGAGGUGCAGAAAGAGGGGGCAGCCAGCGUGCGGGAAUACUUCAGCCCGGCCGUGAAAGACGGAGAUGGAGGUAAAGAAGUAUCAUUCCGGGGACGUGCACUGAGAGGCCAGGAAGUGUUUAUUCCAAGUGGGUUUAUGGGGAUCGUCCUAAAAGAAAAUCACAGACCAUGUACAGAUGACGAGGAUCGCAGUUUGACUGUCAGGUCCACCUUUAACUCCUUCACACAAUGGAAUCUUGAGAUGCCACCCUCUGCAGAUGACGUCCUUGUAAUGUCCCUGGCAUGGCCAAAGAUUGCUACAGCGAUGCAUGCACCAGUUGAUUAGAAUACACCAUUUGGAUUUGUACUGUGUUGAAAUAAAUGUUUACUCCAGAUGGCCUCUGCUUCUUCUGAUAAAAACUCACGCUGUUGGACAGAUAGACCACUUAUCUAAUAAACCAGUCUUAACACAA
Spea bombifrons (plains spadefoot toad) is the source of this 643-nucleotide messenger RNA. RefSeq names its product ribonuclease H2 subunit C (gene RNASEH2C). The record is from RefSeq and is a predicted model, not a curated record. Lineage: Eukaryota; Metazoa; Chordata; Amphibia; Anura; Pelobatidae. Gene Ontology annotation, cellular component: ribonuclease H2 complex. The coding region runs from base 103 to 516 and encodes 137 amino acids. The transcript has 4 exons. Gene Ontology annotation, biological process: RNA catabolic process.